AUGGGAGAACGAGGACAAAGGCGCCGAGUGAACUGCUGCUGGAUGGCCGGGAUUUUGUUUCUGGGCUUUGGAGAACUGGUUUCAGCUCAGCUAAGAUACUCUGUUCCAGAAGAAGUACAAGUUGGCUCAGUUGUUGGAAAUGUUGCUAAAGAUUUAGGGCUUGAUAUCAGCACUUUGACAGACAGGCGGUUCCGUAUCGUUUCAGGACCCAAUGAUGCGCUGUUUCAAUUGAAUCAAAUCAAUGGAGUGUUGUAUAUUGGAAAAACUAUGGACCGCGAAGAGCUCUGUGAUGGAUUCAAGGUUUGUUUGAUAAAUCUAAAAAUUGUUGUUGAAAUCCCACUGGAAAUCCACUACGCCAGCGUCGAAAUAACGGAUGUUAAUGAUCAUUCACCGACUUUUCCAGAAAGCGAGCAGCGCCUGGAAAUAGCAGAGAAUACUCCUCCAGGCACUCGUUUCCAAAUUCAUGCAGCUAGAGACCCUGAUGUCGGUACACACUCAGUCCGGAUAUACAAAUUGAGUUCAAAUGAUAUCUUUGAUGCUGAAAUCAGAGACAGCGAGGAGGACAAGAUACCAUUCUUAGUGCUGAAAAAGCCUUUGGAUAGGGAGCAAAAGGCAGAACACCGUUUAGUCCUGACAGCUCUAGAUGGGGGCAGUCCGUCAGAAUCUGGGAGUUUAAAUGUAACUAUCACUGUGCUAGAUACAAAUGAUAAUCGCCCUGUGUUUAGCAAAGAUAUAUACACCGUAACAUUACAAGAAAAUGCCCAAAUAGGAACCCUUGUAAUACAAAUAAAUGCUACAGAUUUAGAUGAAGGUUCUAAUAGCAAAAUUGAAUUUAUGUUUGGAAAAACGCAAAAGAAAAAAGUGAACGAUUUAUUUGAAUUAGACAGCGUGACCGGUGAGAUUCGAGUUAAAGGAAAAGUGGACUUUGAGGACGCAGAGAUGUAUAGACUAGAUCUGCAGGCUUCAGAUAAAGGCCAGCCACCUUCAACAGGUCAAAGCAGAGUCGUUAUAAAAAUAAAAGAUAUGAACGACAACAAGCCAGACAUUGAGGUAACAUCAUUGUCUAACAUAGUCCCAGAAGAUUUAAAGCCUGGCACAGUCAUAUCUCUCAUCAGUGUUACUGACAGAGAUGCGGGGGUUAAUGGUAAAGUUAUUUGUAAAAUAUUGGGAAAUGUUCCGUUUGAUUUGACGCCAUCCAUUGAGGAAAACAUGUAUUCCCUUGUCACAAAGGGGCGUUUAGACAGAGAAGUUGUGUCCCAUUAUGACAUCACAAUAACAGCUACUGACUGCGGGGAACCUCAACUUUCCACCGUAAAAACCUUAAGUGUUCAGGUGUCAGAUGUAAACGACAACAGGCCACUUUUCAGUCAGAAUCCUUUGGAACUUUAUUUGGUAGAAAACAAUGCCCCUGGUGCUUCAAUAUUUUCUGUAAAUGCAGCUGAUAAUGAUAUGAAUGAAAAUGCACUAAUAACAUACAACCUUGUGAGAGGGGAUGGCCUGCUUCGUGAUAUGACGUCAUUCCUAAAUAUCAACUCUGAAACUGGAGAUAUUUCAGCACUAAAAAGCUUUGACUUUGAGACUCUGAAAACUUUCAAGUUCCAAGUUGUCGCCACAGAUUCGGGAACUCCGUCACUAAGCAGCAACGUCACAGUGCACGUGUUCAUUCUGGAUCAGAACGACAACGCUCCAGUCAUCCUGUAUCCGGUCAGCUCUAACGGUUCUGCUGAAGGUGUGGAGGAGAUUCCCCGCAAUGUGAACGCAGGACACUUGGUGACUAAAGUCAGAGCCUAUGACGCUGAUAUAGGAUAUAACGGCUGGUUACUGUUCUCACUGCAGGAAGUUACUGCCCACAGUCUCUUUGGUUUGGACCGCUAUACAGGACAGAUCAGAACACUUCGCUCAUUCACAGAGACAGACGAGGCUGAGCAGAAACUGCUCAUACUGGUGAAAGACAAUGGCAACGUUUCCCUGUCAGCAACAGCUACUGUGGUUGUUAAACUUGUGGAGCCCAGAGAGGCUUUUGCUGCUGCUGAUGUUAAAAGUGCAACAAAGGAUGAUGAGGAUAAUAAUGUGACUUUUUACCUGAUGAUAACUUUGGGCUCAGUUUCAACACUUUUUCUCAUCAGUAUCAUCGUGCUGAUUGCAAUGCAGUGCUCUAAGUCCACAGACUAUACUUCUAAAUAUCUACAAGAGACUAACUAUGAUGGGACACUGUGUCACAGCAUCCAGUACAGAUCUGGAGACAAGCGGUACAUGUUAGUUGGACCCAGAAUGAGUAUAGGAUCUACUAUAGUCCCGGGCAGCCAUGCCAACACACUAGUGCUCCCUGACAGGAGGGGGACAUCCACAGAGCUCAACCUCAAAUCUCGCUCGAGUAAUGCUUCCCAUUAA
Messenger RNA from Trematomus bernacchii (emerald rockcod), 2391 nucleotides. Its product is annotated as protocadherin alpha-3-like. Bases 1 to 2391 code for a protein of 796 amino acids. The record is from RefSeq and is a predicted model, not a curated record. Gene Ontology annotation, molecular function: calcium ion binding. Lineage: Eukaryota; Metazoa; Chordata; Actinopteri; Perciformes; Nototheniidae. Gene Ontology annotation, biological process: homophilic cell-cell adhesion. The transcript has 2 exons. Gene Ontology annotation, cellular component: plasma membrane.